Molecule: messenger RNA, 816 nt
Organism: Physella acuta
Lineage: Eukaryota; Metazoa; Mollusca; Gastropoda; Physidae
Biological process (GO): protein phosphorylation
Cellular component (GO): nucleus
Molecular function (GO): protein kinase activity; ATP binding
Source: RefSeq, a predicted model, not a curated record
AUGUCUUUGAUUGAAAUGCUUGACGAUGUGGACGUGUUCAGCUGUUUUGGUCUGACCAAGAUUCGAACCUUAUCCACUGCGAGAAACCUUGUCUACCUCACUAGACAUAUCAAGUACAAAUCUGUUCAGAAAGUGGUCAAGGUCUACGAGAACGACAAGGUCUCGACGGAAAGAUUCAAGAGCGAGGUGGAGAUCCUUCAGAAGUUGCAUCACCCGAACAUCAUGGCCUUCGACAGAGCCGCCAUGUUAGCGUCACAGAACGUGAUUCUGAUGCCCUACUGCGAGUUGGGUGCUCUCUACCAUCAUGUCGGGAAGAUCAGCUUGUUCCAACUCGACGACUACCUGUUGCAGAUGUGCGGGGGCGUCAAGUACCUGCACAGUCAGAACAUCGUGCACCGGGACAUCAAGCUGGACAACAUCCUGCUGGACGCUGGUCAGCGGUUGUACAUCACGGACUUUGACCUGUCCUGUACGGUGCCCCCCGGGAACCCGGUGGUUCACCAGCUUGUGGGGACGGAUGCGUACAUGGCGCCCGAGAUGUUGGCCAGCCCUAAAGGGUACUAUGAUGGAUUUAAGCUGGACGUGUAUGCCCUGGGUGUGGUCCUAUGGUGCCUGUUGUUUCAGGCCGACAUCCACAACCCCGUGGACUACCUAGACGUAACCCACACCCACGACUGGCCCUUCUCCAUGCUGUUCUACAAGUGGGUUCUGCUCAAUGUCCUGCAACCCGACCCCGCCCUUCGAUGGGACAUCGAGAAGAUGGUCAAAUCACUGGGUCAAGCUGAUUGGCUAGCAGAGAGAGCUCUCCUGCUUUAA